Messenger RNA from Cuscuta campestris, 478 nucleotides. Lineage: Eukaryota; Viridiplantae; Streptophyta; Magnoliopsida; Solanales; Convolvulaceae. The record is from the annotation of a GenBank genome assembly.
UUAUAUGUCUUUGGUUCAAUUGGGCACUCAUCUUCGGAUUGAAGAAUCAGUGAGGGCUCGAGAAAGCAACAAAUCCAAGGAUGUUGCUGGACCAUCGUGUUAAUAUGGUGGAGGAUGGUGGUUCCAAAGCGAAGCACAAGUUUGGAAAAAGGAAGCAACACAAGCCCGACAAGAACACCACCAACAAGAAACAAAAGGUGGCGUGUUGGAAGUGUGGUAAACCCAGGCAUUUUAAGAAAGAUUGCAGGGUUGGCAAAGGAAAACAAGAAGCCGGUCCAAGUGGGUCGAAGGACCCAAAUAUGCAACAAGAGAUCGGCUAUAGGGAUUGGAUUGAAGUCUAUCUAAAUUUCUCAUGGUGCAAGAAUAAAGAGGACUACCUAUAUGAGCAUGAAGUUUAGCCGCUUCAAGAAGUAGAGACUUCGCUUCGAUAUGCUUAUGAAGGAUUAGGACGCAAGGCUAGUAAAUAAUAGUGUCAAGU